AACUAAAGUCUCACAUUUGCUCCAAAAUCCGCGAACACGUCACUCGUGAAAGCUGAUGUCUUGCAACCCAAAUCCACGAAGUCACUGCGACCGACGUCUCUGGUUUGCAUCGGCCAUCACACACAUCACCACGGGGCCAGCACCACUCCAAUAAAAGCUAAAAGCUAGGACACGUACUGAGCUAUCUCUGCGCUGAUCGCCAUCAUCUGUCGUCGCUCUCCCUUUUGCCAUCAUCCUUAUCUUAAUUAAUUUGUGUCCAGCCAGCAAGCAAAAAAGGAACCGAAUCUCUCGUUUAAUAAAAAACCAACGGAGUGGAUUCAAUCAUUCAUUCAUUCAUCCCUGAGCUUUGCAUAAUUUUCUUGGCUUGCUCCUAAUAAACUGUACCCAUAUCUUAUUCAUUUUGUACAACAAACACCAUGAAGUUCUCAGCACAAUCGGUAGUUUUCCUCCUGUCCCUUGGCCAGGCCGUGGCCUUUGCACCUACCACCACCAGCAGCAGUCAUGCAAGAUCAUCAUCAUCAUCAUCUACCCAACUGCACAUGGCCGCCGCCAAGGACGACAGUCAACGAGUCGUUGUCACUGGAUUGGGUGUGAUUAGUGGUUGUGGUCUAGGACACGAAGAUUUCUUCCAAGCCUGUUUGGAUGGCAAAUCCUCGGUGGGACCCGUCACUCGAUUCGAUGCUACCCACUAUCCCUGCACCAUUGGCAGUGAAGUCCCGGAUGACAUGUUCGACCCCAAGGACUUUUUCACCAACCCCAAAAAUGUUAAAUCCAAUGAUCGAUUCACACAUUUUGCCGUUGCAGCCGCACGACAGGCAUUGCAAGAUGGAGGAUUGGGAGAUACACCGGACAAACUAGAAAAUCCCGAACGAAUUGGGGUCAUGGUGGGAUCCGCUUUUGGAGGAAUGGAAACAUUUGAAAAGGAAACACUCAAGUUGGCCAAGAAACCGGAACGUCCCAAGGUUUCUCCUUUUACAAUUCCCGCACUUUUGGGAAACACAGCUUCUGGAGUGAUUGGAAUUGAAUGUGGUUGUCAAGGACCCAACUACGGACUUGUCUCGGCAUGUGCCAGUGGAAGCCACACCAUUGGUGAAGCCAUGGGAAUGAUCGCCGAUGGACAAGCCGAUCAAAUGUUGGCUGGAGGUACCGAAGCCACCAUCACUCCUCUUUCUUACGCUGGAUUCUGCGCCAUGAAGGCCAUGAACACCAACUACAAUGACAACCCCACGGCAGGAUCUCGUCCCUUUGAUGCCGGCCGUGGUGGAUUCAUCAUGGGAGAAGGUGCUGGAGUUGUCCUGCUCGAGAGUCUCGCAUCCGCAAAGAAACGUGGGGCCAAGAUCUACUGCGAGUUGGUCGGAUACGGAGCUACCUGCGAUGCUCACCACAUUACCACACCUGCUCCCGAAGGACGUGGUCUUGCCAAGGCAAUGAACAUUGCCCUGGACAUGAGUGGAAUGGACAAGGAACAUGUAAGCUACAUUAACGCUCACGGAACUUCCACAGCCUACAAUGACAAGUUCGAGACCAUGGCCAUCAAGACUGUCUUUGGAGAUCACGCCACCAAGAAGGAUGGUAAUUUCGUUGUUUCCUCGACCAAGUGUGUUACCGGCCACACCCUGGGCGCUGCUGGAGGUCUGGAGGCGGUCGUGGCGGCAAAGUCCAUCUACCACGAUGUCGUCCCACCAACAAUUAACUACGAUACUCCCGACCCAGAGUGCGACCUUGAUUAUGUGCCAAACGAAAAGAGAGAGAUGACUGUCACAGCUGCAAUGAGUACCAACUUGGGUUUUGGGGGUCAUAAUGCUGCAAUCCUGUUUAAAAAGUAUGAAGAGUAAAUCUCAUACCUUGCUUUACCCUGGAUGACGUUUUCCUCUAUCCUUGCACUGCUUUACGCCCUGUUCGCACCGCACUCUCAACUAGAUAAACCAUUCUGAACAUAAUCAAUCCAUCGCUACCUCUUCCUUCCUUGGCAACUCUACUGUACCGCACCCAUGGCAGUAGCCUAACAUUUGUAGCUGUAUGAGAGGCGACACACACGCAAGAUUUCAAUUCGUCAAAUCAAAAAGGCAUGUAAGGUAGUAAAGAUUUGCGAGUCAGCUAGAUUUUUUCUUGGGUGCUUGGAUGGAAGUUCGUACCAGAAACUGAUUACUAUUACUUAGUCCAUUGCUGGUGGAGUAGCGUCCAAGUGCUUUAGCUGGUGUUUUGAAUGUUUCGAAGAAAAUGUCGACGACGAGCUCUUCUUGUUUCGCCGUCGUUUCGAUCCCUCCUUCUUUGAUGCGGGAUCACGUUUCUUUUUCGCCCCUUUGUCUCGCUUCACGUCACGUCUUCGGUACCUAGCGCGUCCUCGGGAUCGUUCCUUCUUUCCAGAUGGUGGAUCCUCAGGCUGGGUGACAACAGCACCUUCCAUGGCGUUGAGGUAUUGGCGGUGAUGGCUUCUCCAGCAUGGUCGUUGCCUCGAUUCGGUUUCCAGCACUUUGUCAAACAGGUCCCACGAAACUAGACCAUGCCUCAAUUCCCAGUUUCGCACAACGACCCCGUAAAAGAUUAGAUUGAACAUCAUCAGCAC
Molecule: messenger RNA, 2566 nt
Organism: Seminavis robusta
Lineage: Eukaryota; Bacillariophyta; Bacillariophyceae; Naviculales; Naviculaceae
Source: the annotation of a GenBank genome assembly